Molecule: messenger RNA, 2542 nt
Organism: Anopheles funestus (African malaria mosquito)
Lineage: Eukaryota; Metazoa; Arthropoda; Insecta; Diptera; Culicidae
Product: deubiquitinase DESI2
Exons: 6
Coding region: 1088-1699 (203 amino acids)
Biological process (GO): protein deubiquitination
Molecular function (GO): deubiquitinase activity
Source: RefSeq, a predicted model, not a curated record
ACGGCACGUAAUUUAGUACAAAUGAUAUCCCACUGUGCUGCAUUCAACUGUCACUGACAUUUGCAAUGAAACGAAGUGAAGAAAAAAAACACAUAGGUACACAAGUCACAAAAGGAAAGCAGACAACAAAAGUAAAGUAAAGAAAUUCGAAAAAUCUUAAUAUAAGAAUCCCUGUCAUUGGCUCAACAUCCUUGCCCGCUUGUUCGCUUUGAAAACUAUCACUGGGAUUCGAUGGAUAUCAGUAAAAAGUAAAUGAACAAAGCAAAUCCCACAGCCACCUGCAGCACACCAGUGUCAUAUUGUUGUGAAAAAUAGACACAAAAAAAACCCCAGAUAAUAAAGAGGAACCGUGUCUGUAGAAGGAGCUGGCACGGUGCAUGUGAAAUCAUCUGUACAAGGAGAUGUUUUGUCCCUGGAAAAACAAAAAUCCAAAACAUCGUAGAGCAUGAACAUCCGACUGUGUAGGAACCAUCGACUAACAACAGCUGCUUACAUGUCUGUUGUCGGAGCGCAGUUGGCUAUCUGUUCUGCUGCAUGCGAAAUUGUUGUCUGGUGAUUAGCACGUUCACAGACGGGGUAACGAAAUUUAGCAUCCUUACCGUGUUGUUGCACUGAAAGUACAAGCAGUGUUACGAUUGUAAUUAUUUCACGAUAAAUGUCCGGUGAAUCUUCGCGAAGAUCCGCUCGUAGCUUCAUACAGUGCUUGCUGAAUUUUCGCUAGUGUGUGCAUCGCUGUUCUACCAGUACCGUCCAGAUUAAAUACUAAGCGGGAAGCAUUCUUGUUGAAACUGAUCUCGCCUAUUUAUACUCUUGUCUACAUCGUGUGAGUGUGCCGGCGUUUAAAAAAAGCCCCCUGUUCAAACGACCAAAUUCCUGCCUGUAAAGCUUUCCCCCCCUCUUUCCCGACUGCACAAAGUUGACCGAUUCACACCGUGCGGGAAGUGUAGCAGAAAGAGCAUCCGAGCGAUUACACCCAAAUCGGAAUUGUCGAGGAACACCUACGCAAAAUUGUUCCCACGUGUUUGGACGUGUGCGCGCGUUCAGCUCGUUGCGGUCCCCCAUUGUGUGAGCGGAGGUUGAAUGUGUGAUGUUCUCAAACGGGCUUCCGUGCAAUUUAGCAUUCCCUAGCUGUCUCGGUGUGCCAAAGGAUAGUGGAAGCGACGAGCUGCUGCCGACGAGCAUGGGAAGCCGCGAACCUGUCAUUCUCAAUGUGUACGAUAUGUACUGGAUCAACGAGUAUACCACCUCAAUCGGCCUAGGUGUGUUCCAUUCGGGUGUGGAGGUGUUUGGGACGGAAUUUGCCUACGGUGGCCAUCCGUUUCCAUUCACCGGUGUGUUCGAAAUAUCGCCCCGGGAUCACGAUGAGCUAGGAGACCAGUUUCGGUUUCGACAAAGCAUUCAGAUCGGAUGUACAGAUUUUACCGAGGAAGAAGUACGGCGCAUUGUAGAAGAGCUGGGCAACCAGUUCCGCGGUGAUCGGUAUCAUCUAAUGAACAACAACUGUAAUCACUUUUCCGGCGCAUUGACACAGAUUCUUUGCGGUCAGGAAAUUCCCAGCUGGGUGAAUCGGUUAGCACACUUCAGCUCGUGCGUACCCUUCCUACAACGCUGUUUACCAAAAGAAUGGCUAACGCCAAAUGCCUUACAACAAUCGAUAACCGCCAUACAGGAUCGUGACUCCGAUUCGAGUCCAUUUUGAGAGUAGCACCGUUUGGCACGUCAUGAAGAUACCUCCUCCACUACUUUAAUGUCUACUUUAAACACUACGACACAGAACGGGACUACUAUUGCUACCAUUUCCACCUUCGUCCCUACAUAAAACCGUUAUCGCGGGAUAUGUGGCUGCGCGUCCAUCUUACUUUUUAAUGCUUUACGCUACUUCUAAUUACAACUCUGCUUAUUAUGCCACACACAUCUAUCACGGGUUUGUCAUAUCGUGGUGAAAAAUUCAAAAUACGAUCUAUAGUACAGUUUUAUUGCAAGAUCAAAUUGACAGAGUAAAAAAACAAUCUUCCACGAAUGACCGAUCGCAGGCGACCGAUAUGUUUUACUUUUCUAGAUAUUGCUUUUCUUUCUGUUGCUUAUCUGAAAUACGGCCUACGUUUGUGGAAAAUUGCCGAUUGGGAAGUAGUCGUGUUUUUGGUAGAAUAUAUUAGCUCGCAUUUUUAUAUUGUCGUUAGCAGAUGCGAUACAUAACGAGCGAAUGGAAAGGGGACAAUGAUUUUGACCAAAUGUUUUCCAUUUAGUUACUACAGAUUUCAUUACAACAAAUCAACGAGUGAGAAUCAUUCGCCUUUUUAUUUCUUCAAACAACCGUUUGAGAGCUCUUUCUAGUAGGAAACUGUUUUAAAUCAAUUAAUACUAAGUUGUGCAAUUUUACUCGACUGGAGCAUCUAACUAAACCGUUUUUGAGUUUUUCUUUUUUGGCAAAACAAAUUCAAAAAGCUACGAACAACUGUCUUCAAAAUAACCAUUAAACGAAACCAUAGACUGUCGAACGUGUUUCCGCAGGAACCAACUCUCAUCCACAGACACACAAGCA